This is a messenger RNA of Nothobranchius furzeri (turquoise killifish), 1405 nucleotides long. RefSeq names its product RNA binding motif protein 7 (gene rbm7). Gene Ontology annotation, cellular component: nucleus. The record is from RefSeq and is a predicted model, not a curated record. Gene Ontology annotation, biological process: regulation of alternative mRNA splicing, via spliceosome. Gene Ontology annotation, molecular function: single-stranded RNA binding. Lineage: Eukaryota; Metazoa; Chordata; Actinopteri; Cyprinodontiformes; Nothobranchiidae.
AGAAGAAGAAGGAAGGAGGAAAAAAAAAAAAGACGGUCCCUGUUUGAAAAUCUUAAGCGUUUUCCUGUUACUAUUAUUUUUUUGGAUUUAGUUUUUCAAAAGUAAAUUAAUUAAAAACCGAACCACAAUGGGAUUAGAGGAAGAAGCGGACCGGACGCUUUUCGUACGAAACAUAGACUCCAGGGUGACGGAGGAGCUUUUGUUCGAGUUGUUUUUACAGGCAGGACCGCUCAUCAGAACUAAAAUCCCUAAAGACUUGGAUGGAAAACAGAAAACAUUUGGUUUUGCUGUCUACAAACACGAAGUGUCUGUGCCUUAUGCUAUGCAGCUGCUAAAUGGAACAUCGCUGUACGGGAAAACGAUCCAAGUGCAGUUCAGAACAGGCAGCAGCCAUGGCAACAGUCCAGGAAACUCCCAGAAUUCAAGUCCUGCAAAUACUCCAAACCCCCACGGUCAGAGGACUCCAAUCCAGUUGAGUUCUCCUCCUUAUACUCCUCCUCACCAAAUGCAGAGGUCCUUCCCCUCGGAUAGCCUCCAGAAGAACGCCAUGAUGAACAACUUGUGGCAGCUCCAGUUCCAGCAGCUCCAGCAGCUGAACGACAGCUUCUCCUCCAAGCCGUGGCAGUCCGCUUCAGGUGGAGCUCCUAACAGGCAACAGGACAGUGCCCAUUUUCGCCAUCAUCCCUUCCAGAUGGGGGACAGUGGCAGAAGCCAGCGCUACGGGGACAACCAAGGCUCCGGUCGACAGCAGCAGCACGGCCGAGAAAACUACCACCACCCCAACGACAGGAGCAGCAACCGUCACUAUGGCAACAGAAGUGGAAACAGACACGAGGAGAGAGGAGGCAGCCGUGGCCAGCGAGACUUCGACAACAAGUGGAGACGAUACUGAGUUUUGUUUGGAACUUCUGGAAAGUUCUUGGUUCUUUUCUGGACUGUUUUCUAAAGAAUUGUGUUGACUUAAGUCAUGGUUUAUACUCAGGUCAUUUCUACAUGAUCUUACCACUUUAAAGGUUUAAUACUUCCUUUUUUAAGGUGUUUUUAAAUUUGAAUUUCUUCUUUCUUGUGACAUUUUUGACACAGAUGUUGGAAGUCUUAGAUACUCUAAAGAUUGUCGUAAGAGCUCAGACAAGAUGGUCAUGAGUUUUACACAAAGUAAAAAAACAAACAGAAGAUAUGUGACAACAGCCAGGUUUUAUGUUUGUAAAAUGUCUUCAGGUACUUUGCAAAAUAAGUUUCAGCUCCAGAUUUCACCAGCAACUCUGAAACGACCACUGGGAACCAGUCUUGUAUAUUUUUCAGAUGUGAACUUUCCAGAUAUUGGCUUUAAUGUGGAUUUAACUUUUUAAUUCCUGACUUGUUUUAAAUGAACACUUUCACAGCGAUAAAGCUCCUUUUCACUCGA